Messenger RNA from Lymnaea stagnalis (great pond snail), 4327 nucleotides. NCBI's taxonomy places the organism in Eukaryota, Metazoa, Mollusca, Gastropoda, Lymnaeidae. The record is from the annotation of a GenBank genome assembly.
UGUCUAUUGGACGUCGACAGUGGAGCCACGUCCGCUCCGCGCGGUUGACCAAAAUUUGGAUUAUUUCAAGCCAGGCAAGUUCCAACACGGUAUCUUCUUUCCGAGGAAAACUACAGGCGGUAUGUGCACGGCUAAGUGUCAGAAGGUCACGGAUAAAAUCUUGGUCAUAAACAGACAGCAACUACCUGUGGUGGGGGACACAGCUGAAUUAGUUUCAGUGUUUAAUCUUAUUUUACAAAGGUAAGACCCGUGUCUGAAUUAACUUGUAUUUAACCGUUUUGAAUUGUUGUUUGAAUUGAUCUGUUCCCAAUCUUUUAUACACUUUUUAAAGAUUUGGGUAAUUAAAGAAAAAAAUCAAACUAUUUAUUAGAUAAUGAUGUUUUUAUGUAAAAGAAAAAGGAUUUAUUUAAAACUAGUUUGCUUAGUAACUUUCAAGUAGGCGAUGCUGCGCAUAAGAAUGGCGACUAAAGCAUCAACCAGUUUAAAUUGACUGUUAUCAUCGGUAAUUUUGUUCUCUAAAAAUACUAUUUUUAACAAAACUAUCAACAUGAUGACAUAGUUUUUAAUCGGCUCUCAUAUUUUACAUAAAUUUCAGUGAUAGAUAUUCAAUAUAAUAAUUGUAUAUUCAAUGUGAGAAUAAAAAUGGCAUAGCAGUACUAUUCUAACAAUUCCAGCCACGGGUUUGUUUCUAGAGACCUUCAAUCAUACAACCAUUAACUUGUUUGCAAGUAUUCUAUAAAGCAAGAGGAGGUAUAUAUAUAUUAGAACUAAUUGUCCUUUUUAUGUAGUGAAUAUAUCAGUUUAUAAUGUUUUAAACUAUUGGACUUGAAAAUUUUAUUCACAUAUAUUGUUAAAGAAUUUUUUUUUAAAAAUAACUUGUAAAAGUGGGAAAAGGGGGGGGGGAAUUGACACUAAAAUAAUUUUUCUUUUCUUUUUUGUUUUUGUUUUGUUAAAUAGAGCGCUGCACGUCUUGAAAAAACUAUUUGGAAACGCUGAGUAAAAAAAAAUUCAUUAAGAACAACAAAGAAAUACGAACAAGUUACCAUGGAUCAUUUGGAUGCCAGCAGUAUUGUCAAAGAUGGGCAGUUAGGAAGUGCCUCGAGGAAUACGGGAAGGCAGUACGCAUUGACAAAGGAAUAUUCCGAUAAAAGAGAUAAGUCAAAGACUGCCCCUAUUGAAACACGAUCAACUUGUUCUAAAGAGAGAGUUGGUGAUACAUCGGAACUUAACGCAACCCAAGGGCAACAUAUUACAAAAUGUAGCGUUGAUAAAGACUGGUCUGGCGAAAAAGUUCACAGUAAGUUUGGUCGUCAAACGUCCCAUGAUUACAAUGGAGAUGCAAUUCAAGAACGAUCACACGUUUCUCAAACCUCCAGAGGGUCCGAUGAAUACGACUUUCAAAACAGUCCAUCAUUUUUUCAAGUAUCCGCAGAUUCCAUUGAAUGUGAUAUUCAAAAGCGAUCACAAAUUUUUCAAACAUCCCCAGUUUCAAAUAGAGAUGACAUUCAAAAGUCUUCACGAGUCUCUCAAAUUCCCGGUGUUUCCAAUGAAUAUGAUAUUCAAAAGGUAUCGCAAUUUUCCCAAAAAUUCACAGUCCCUACGAAAGAUGACUUUCAAAAGGGACAAUAUUUUUCUAAAAUGUCCAGAGAUUCCAAUGAAGAUGAUAUUCAAAGGCGACCACCGCCUCCACAAACAAUCGCAGUUUCCACUAAAGAUGACAUCGAAAAAAUACCCCGAAUUCCACAGACAUGCAAUUUUAUUGUGGGAGGAACUACAGAACACACCUUACAUGGAAAUCGUGUAGCUGAAACAUCAACGCCAGAAAAAUGCGAGACCGGCAACGAUGAGCUCAGUUGUGCAGCAAACAUUCAACAUCAAAAUGCAAACCACAUGGCGACGAGUUAUACAGACUCAGUCAAAUGUUAUCCAGACUUGUAUGAAAGCCCAAAAAUCCACAUUGAAUUUGAACAAGUCCUCUCAGACUUGAGACAGUUUGAUGCAUACAGCAAGUCAGUUCUUGAAAGCGCACGCUUCCGUUUAGAUGACAUCGUAGAACGCUUGCAAAACAGUGGACAAGAAAAUCAAUUAUUGGCGGAUGUCAGCAAUAUGAGUACAGAGGUUUACACAAGAUUGGAAGCGCUACAAAAAUAUUUGUCACCAAAGAGUAAAGGCCAAUUUUCCGCGAAGACAGAAGACACGUCUGAACCGAAGGCGACUUUUGUCGAAGAGAAAAUGGUUUGUCAUUUUGUUUCACAAGAAAUUAAAAGAAAAAAAUUAUCUGCAAAAAUUCUAAACAUGAUUUAAAUUAUUGAGCUGACUUUUUUAUCAUUUAAAAACAAAAUCACAUAUUAUUAUUAACAAAUUGUUUUGUUAUACCAAUAUUAGAGUUGAUGAUUUUUUAAAAAUAUUCUAAACAAUUAUAUGUACAACAUUUAUGAAAUAAUAAUUCAUGAUGCUUUAUUGAUGGAGUGUAACAAUAUUCCCAGACACGUAAUUCAUAACUUUUUUUAUCACUAUAUUAUGUAACAACAAAAAACCGUUAACACUUCUGAUAUAGUUGAAACCUUUUUAUUUUAAAGAAAUUACUCAAAUUAUGUAUAAGAGUUAACCUUCAAGAUUUCUAUUUGUAAUUCACAGGAAACUCCAUUGAUCGUUUCAAAUGAUGUUGACCUACUUUUAAUUGGAAGUUCCGGGAAUGGCAAGAGUGCUACUGGAAACGCCAUCUUAAGAGAAAAUGUCUUCCAAACUGCAGCAGGGACGUCUUCAAACGCCUCGAUUUCUGCAAAGAGCAGUUCAAAAUACAAUGACCAAACAAUUAAUGUGGUGGAUACUAGUGGUGUUGAUACGAAUGGCAAGAGCAAGCUAGAAGUCUUGGAAUUGUUCCUGAAAUCGAUCAAAGAAGCAUUAGAGCUCUGUGAAUACAGUUUUACAGCACUGCUCAUCGUCAUCAAAUUUGGUGCAAGAUUUACUCAGCACGAGAAAGAAACUAUUAAAAUUAUCCGUGGCGUCCUCGGCAAUGACGUCAUUCAGAAAUACGGCGUGUGUGUUGUUACUCAUGGUGAUAACUUUGAGUAUGAGAUGGCAGAAGUGGAAGAGAAGGCUAAUAUCCUGACCUUUGAGGAGUGGUGCCGUGCACAAGAAGGAGAAAUAGGAGACAUAUUUAAGGAAUGCAGCUUCAGAUGUGUCUUGUUCAACAACAGAUCCAAAGACGCAACCAAACGAAAUGAUCAACUUGAAAAACUACUUUCAUUAAUGAGUAACAAAGAAAAAUACACAAGAGAUCAGUUUCUGAAAGCAGAUGAAGGUCUGUCGAAAUUGACCCAGGAACUCUUCCUCCCUGAAGUAAUACAAAACACUAAUAAAAUGGUCAACGACAUGCGAUCUAAAAUGGUGACCAUGAAGUUCAGUUUUGAUUCUAAAAAUGACAAUGAAAAGGCGAAUGAAAUGCUAAGAGAUGUGAAUGAUUACAAAGAAUAUAUCCUAGCUGCUGGAUGGGAGGAUUCGGUACAAUCAAAAAUACUUGGUGUUAUUGAACCUCUAGAACUGGAGAUAAACUCAAAGCUGAGGCUGUGCAGCGCCAGUGUAAGCGAUGGAAGGCAAGCUCAUACUAGAAAACCGUUUUUAAAGUCUGUCUCUUUAGAUGAGGCUCAUUUCAGUAUGAAGCAUGAUUUAGUCAUGAAGACGACUGCCUUUGACCGUAAAAAGGUGAAAUUUUACUCGCCGUCUGAAACUAACGCAUUAAAGAAGACUAUUAAGAUAAAGCUAGAUAAUUUGAAACAUCUCUCGAGAUCUUUGACAGGUUCCACUGCCAGUGAAGAAAAUCCGUUUAAUCUGAAAAUAAAACGGCUAAAAGAGGAAUAUUCUGAAUUUUUGAAUUCACCCGAUGGGUCUGGAAUGCUUGAAGAAAUUACACAAUUUCAGUUUUUUAAACAACAACCAUGUAGAUCAACGCAUCAAAAAGAAACUUUGAAAUGGGAUGAAGUGCAAGGAACAUUAAAUACCUUGAAAUAUAUCUGGUCUUUUAUUUGGAAUUCUAGCCGUUAAAUUACUGGUCCUUUUAACUGUGAUUCAAUUGAGUGAUUUCUAAUUCACUUGUUUUUUAUUGAAAAUUUAAGACAGGGGUAUUGAUGGAUAGGCCAUGGUGUAAUAUAUGUAUAAAUAAAUAAAUACUUAAGUUGACCAGGCAAUCGCAUCUUUAAAAAAAAAAAAUCAGAGUUUGACAGCUAUUUUUUCCCCCUAACAAAUUAAAGCUUAUGCAUCAAACAGCUAGGGAAAAUGUAUAACCUAGGUAUGAAUAUGGCCUGAUAGUGCUGUAGUUUUUAUUGUG